AUGGACGCCCCCGCCGCGCGCGCCGCCGCCGCCUCCAGCUCGGCCACAAAGGGACCCCCGCCAGCCGCCAAGAAGACGCGCAACCGCAAGAAAAAAGGCCGCGGAGCUGCCCCGGCGCCUGCUGCAGUCGCUACCCCCGUUGCGACGCCAUCCUCCAGCCCGGAGGCGUUGGAGGAGGUCGAGUCCGGCUCGUCCAGAAGCGUGGAGGGCUCCACGUCCACGGCACGUCGCUCCUUCUCGCCGCUCAGCGGCAGCAGCAGCCAGAGAUGCAGCAGUGAAGAGGAGGAGGGCGAAGACUACGAAGAGGACGAGUACUCGUCCGAGAGCGAGGAGGAGGGCGAGAGCAGCUACAAACCCGGCGGCUACCACCGCGUGCAGGUCGGUGAAGUGUACAACUCGCGGUUCGAGGUGCUGGAGAAGCUCGGCUGGGGCCACUUCUCCACUGUGUGGAAGUGUCUGGACCGCCAGACGGGCGCCAUGGUGGCGAUGAAGGUGCAGAAGAGCGCUCGCCACUACACGGAAGCUGCCAAGGACGAGAUCGAGCUGCUGGAGUGCACCGUGAAGGCGGCGCGGAAGGAGUUCAAGUCGGUGGAGCAGCAGGAGGUGAUCAAGGUGGUUCGGCUCGUGGACUCGUUCGAACACAAGGGACCGAAUGGCGUCCACGUGUGCAUGGUGUUCGAGAUGAUGGGGGAUAAUCUGCUGACGCUGAUCAAGUACUACAACUACCGGGGAGUGCCCAUGCCUCUCGUGCAGCGUCUGACGAGGGAUAUGAUGGAAGGACUGGCGUUCCUGCAUAGCAAGUGCCAGAUCAUCCACACAGAUCUGAAGCCCGAGAACGUGCUGCUCUCACACCACAUCCCUCAGCUCCCGAAGAUCCGCAAGUCGCAGUGGGAAGAGUUCCGUGCGAUGCGCCUUGCCCGGCGGCAAAAGGGGGCAAAGGCGUCUAAAAGCGGGGCCAAGGCGGGCGCCAACGCCCAGCCUGUUACAGCAAACUCAGCUGUAGAUGGCGCAGAGCUGUCGAAAGAAGAGAAGAAGCGUCUGAAGAACAGACUCAAAAAGAAGCGGCAAAAGCAGAGGAAGCAGGCUGAAUGUGGAGACCGGGAAGCCUCUGUCGACGGUGGUAUUGGCAACGAUAAGCUCGAUAGCCCAGCACGCCCCACGCUCGCAACCAGCACUUCUCAGGAUGUCGAAAAGCUGAGCGCCACCUUGUCCCAACUCGCGGUAUCAAAUGGUGCUGGUAAUAAUGGAGCAACCGACCACGUCUUCAAGGCAAACUUCUCUGGGCAGGAUGACGACGCUGUGGCGGAGGAUUCGUCGGAACGGACAUGGUACCACCAGAUUGGAGAGACAGGCGAUGAAGAAGACAAGGACUGGGUGCAUUUGCCUCCCGAGUUUGCAGCGCGAGUGAUGCUGCUGCUCCCUGAGGGCCGCGUGGCUGGCUCUAAACGGAAGGAGCGCGAAUUCACGCUGCGUGUGUCAUCAAAGGCGGCUGGUGAAACAACGAACAAUCACGACCUCGAAGACGAAGACGAAGUUGUGGAGACUUCGUUUGUUCUCCGGUAUCUUGACCACGUGGAUGAGGACGUGGUGGAAUCGAUCGAAGAACAGGUCAUGCAGUUGCGUGAAGGCAGUUCUCCUAAAAAGACUGUUGCUUCGACCAAGGCGAAGUACCGACUGUGGAGAUUGGAGUUUGAUGCAAGAUACACGCACGCUGUCUUGGACUAUCUGGAGCGUCGUGUCGAGGGCCUUCGCUUCAUGAACUUGUCGACAUCUUCUGGCUUAGCGCUUCCUGGGUUCUUUCUUCCAGCUCCACCGUGCAACGAAGAUAUUAAGACCGCAGCAAAGUCCAAGACUAAGGACGCUGCCACUGACGAUGACAUGCUCGACGUCGUAAUACAGGGAAUUAACCUCGUGCCGCUGGCUGGAUCUGUGGACAAGAAUGUUCUGGAAGCCAAGCCGCUUCAGGAACGACUCGGUCGCUGGGCUUCACGCUUCAACAAACUCGCCAACAGCGAAAUGUUCGACCUCAUGAAGCUUGACUCGAAGAUCUGUGACUUGGGCAACGCGUGCUGGACGACGAAGCACUUCACGAACGACAUCCAGACACGUCAGUAUAGGUGUCCUGAGGUCAUCCUGGGCAAACGAUACGACACGUCUGCGGACAUUUGGUCCAUGGCCUGCUUUGUGUUCGAGCUAUUGACUGGAGACCUCCUUUUCGACCCCAAGACUGGACGCAACUUCAAUCGUGACGAGGAUCAUUUGGCGCAGAUGAUUGAGCUGCUAGGUCGCAUGCCCAAGUCCUUCACCGGGUGCCAGCGCGGCUUGCGUGAGUUUUUCAAUCGCAAGGGCGAUUUGAAGCGUAUUCGUAACCUCAAGUUCUGGAGCCUGCAGCAAGUGCUUAUGGAGAAGUAUCACUUCUCGCGUCACGAUGCUGAAUGCCUUUCAUCCUUCCUGGGUCCGAUGUUUCGCUACGACCCAGCCAAGCGUGCUACGGCUGAAGAGUGCCUCGCGCACCCGUGGCUUGCUCACGUGGAUGAUGCGGUGAAGGAGGAAGUCGCUGGCAGCAAGGAGCAGCGCAAGUAG
Phytophthora sojae is the source of this 2583-nucleotide messenger RNA. RefSeq lists its product as hypothetical. Gene Ontology annotation, biological process: protein phosphorylation; regulation of mRNA processing; spliceosomal complex assembly. NCBI's taxonomy places the organism in Eukaryota, Oomycota, Peronosporomycetes, Peronosporales, Peronosporaceae. The transcript is spliced from 3 exons. Gene Ontology annotation, molecular function: protein kinase activity; ATP binding. The record is from RefSeq and is a predicted model, not a curated record. Bases 1 to 2583 code for a protein of 860 amino acids.